AAAAUGUCAAUUCACGGGACUGGUGAAGGGGCUGUUGGCGCCAUGUCCGGCCGCGAAGGUGGCAAAAAGAAGCCCCUGAAACAGCCCAAGAGGCAGGCCAAGGAGAUGGAUGAGGAGGACGAGGCUUUCAAGCAGAAACAGAAAGAGGAGCAGAAGAAACUCGAGGAGCUGAAAGCCAAGGCCGCGGGGAAGGCGCCCCUGGCCACAGGUGGAAUUAAGAAAUCUGGCAAAAAGUAAGCUGUUCCUCGUAUCUGAGGUGAUGAUGGUGACCCUCUUCCAUUCCUAUUUAAACAUCUGGAUCCCCUGCCAUAACAUCUUUGCCACCUACAGCUAGAAUGAAGUGCUAUCCUGGAGCCUGCUGAACAUCUGUAUUCCCUGCCAUAACAUCUUUGCCACCUACAGCUAGAAUGAAGU
Messenger RNA from Psammomys obesus (fat sand rat), 414 nucleotides. RefSeq names its product translation machinery-associated protein 7-like. Bases 4 to 237 code for a protein of 77 amino acids. The transcript has a single exon. The record is from RefSeq and is a predicted model, not a curated record. NCBI's taxonomy places the organism in Eukaryota, Metazoa, Chordata, Mammalia, Rodentia, Muridae.